UGUAGAGAUACUCACCUCAUUGAGAGGAUAAACUUUCUCCUGUCUGCCCUUGUCAUCCUGAGCUCGCUGGCAUUCACCACCGGAUCCUACAGCUACAUCAUUUCUACCAUCCUGCGCAUCCCCUCGGCCCAACGACGUCAGAAAGCUUUUUCCACCUGCGCCUCUCACAUCACCGUCGUCUCCAUUGCCUACGGGAGCAACAUCUUUGUGUAUGUGAGACCCAAUCAGAACCAGUCACUGGACUUUGACAAGGUAGCUGCUGUCCUCAUUACCGUAGUGACCCCCCUGCUGAACCCUUUUAUUUAUAGCUUGAGGAAUGAAAAGGUGAAAGAAGUGUUGAGAGAGGCAAUGAACAGAAUCAUGUCCCUGAUACUAAGGAAAACCUGA
Molecule: messenger RNA, 387 nt
Organism: Vicugna pacos (alpaca)
Lineage: Eukaryota; Metazoa; Chordata; Mammalia; Artiodactyla; Camelidae
Gene: OR6M1
Product: olfactory receptor family 6 subfamily M member 1
Biological process (GO): G protein-coupled receptor signaling pathway
Cellular component (GO): membrane
Molecular function (GO): olfactory receptor activity; G protein-coupled receptor activity
Source: RefSeq, a predicted model, not a curated record